Messenger RNA from Suillus subaureus, 714 nucleotides. RefSeq lists its product as uncharacterized. The record is from RefSeq and is a predicted model, not a curated record. The transcript has a single exon. Gene Ontology annotation, cellular component: eukaryotic translation initiation factor 4F complex. Lineage: Eukaryota; Fungi; Basidiomycota; Agaricomycetes; Boletales; Suillaceae. Gene Ontology annotation, molecular function: translation initiation factor activity; mRNA binding. The coding region runs from base 1 to 714 and encodes 237 amino acids.
AUGGGUCCAAGUGGCGUCUUUGCGGCUGGCAAGAAGGACAGCAAGCGGGAGACACUUUCCCGGACGGAUUCGAGCUCGAGCAUAUUCCAUAUGCUCAGUCAGACACCUGAACUCGCCGCUGAGGCGUCCACAAAACUCAAUCGUUCGUCGAGACUUAAGCCGGGCGUUGAUUUUGGCCAUGCUGGAGUUCCUGAGCCCGCUGUACAGCGCAGGAAGCUCCAGCUUCUUCCACGGUCUGUUCUUGCUGCUGAAGAGAACGCCACAACUCUUUCGGAAGAAGAGCCUGAAAACGCACCCACCACCAUAUCAAAAGCAACCGUCAAGAAGAUUGAUGAAGACGUGAAGGAGUUCUUCGCGGUUCGCAAUCUCCAAGAGGCAGAUGACUACUUCCUCAAUCUUUCUGACAAGCACCGCUUCCGGCUCGUGGACAAGCUGGUUGCGUCCGCGCUCGAGAGCAAAGAGACAGAUGCAAGGUUGGUGGGCGAUUUCUUCGCGCAGGCUAUGAGCAACGGACAGUGUACGCUUGAGGUAUUUGAGAAGGGAUUCAUGCCCAUGGUAGAAUGUUUGGACGACAUUGCCAUUGAUGCUCCCAAGGCGUUUGAUUAUAUGGCUAUCAUGCUCAGGGGUGCUGGGUUCCGGAAUGAGCCUGAGAGACUGCGUCGGAUAGCUUCGAAGCUCGAGGAUAGCGACAAACUAGUCUCUCUCGUGGCUUGA